CAGAGGCGCCCCGCCAGUGCAGCGGCGCCCGCAGCCUCCACGCUGCUGGCCCUUCUCACGGAGGCCGCAGUCCAUGGGUGUGCACAGCGGGGAGACAGUGUCGGAGCCCCCAGCCGCUCACAGCCUGCUGGAGAAGCCGCCCAGCUCCGCCAUCCUGUGCACCACCUGUGGCGGCGUGUGCAAGGGGGAGGUGCUACGCGUCCAGAGCAAGUACUUCCACAUCCAGUGCUUCAUCUGCAAAGCGUGCGGCUGCGACCUGGCAGAGGGCGGCUUCUUCGUGCGCCAGGGCGAGUACAUCUGCACACAGGACUACCAGCGGCUCUACGGGACCCGCUGCUUCAGCUGCGACCAGUUCAUCGAGGGCGAGGUGGUGUCGGCGCUGGGCAAGACCUACCACCCGGCCUGCUUCGUGUGCGCCGUCUGCCGGUUGCCUUUCCCACCCGGGGACCGUGUGACCUUCAACGGGAAGGAAUGCAUGUGCCAGAAGUGCUCCCUGCCCAAAUCCAUGGGCGGCAGCUCGCACCUCUCCCAGGGCCUCUGGAGUUGUGGGGGCUGCGGCACAGAGAUAAAAAACGGCCAGUCCCUGGUGGCUUUGGACAAACACUGGCACCUGGGCUGCUUUAAGUGCAAAACCUGUGGGAAGGAGCUGAACGCGGAGUACAUCAGCAAGGACGGACUGCCGUACUGCGAGGCCGACUACCACGCCAAGUUCGGCAUCCUCUGCGACGGCUGCGAGAAGUUCAUCACAGGCCACGUGCUGGAGGCCGGGGAGAAGCACUACCACCCCUCGUGCGCACUGUGUGCCCGCUGUGGCCGGACGUUUGCCGAAGGCGAGGAGAUGUAUCUGCAAGGUUCCUCCAUCUGGCACCCAGCCUGUCGACAAGCAUCCAGAACUGAAGACAAAAACAGGGAGACCCGCACGUCCUCGGAGAGCAUCAUAUCCGUGCCUGCGUCCAGCACCUCAGGGUCUCCCAGCCGAGUGAUUUACGCCAAGCUGGGCGACGAGAUUCUCGACUACAGAGACCUGGCCGCUCUUCCUAAAAGCAAGGCCAUCUACAACAUCGACCGCCCCGACAUGAUCUCCUACUCGCCCUACAUCAGCCACUUGUCGGGAGACAGGCAGAGCUGCAGUGAGUCACCUCAGUUGCUCUCGCCAACACCGACGGAGGGGGACCAGGACGACCGCUCCUCCAAGCAGUGCCGGACCUCCAGCCCGAGCUCCGCCGGCUCGGUCAGCCUCGGGCGCUAUACCCCGACCUCACGGUCGCCCCAGCACUACAGCCAGCCAGCUGGUACUGUGAGUGUUGGUACCAGUAGCUGCCUGUCCCUGUCCCAACACCCAAGCCCUACCUCCGUGUUCAGACAUCAUUACAUCCCCUACUUCCGAGGCAGUGAAAGCGGCCGCAGCACGCCCAGCCUCUCCGUGGGGUCCGACAGCAGGCCUCCCCCCUCCACCUACCAGCAGGCUCCUCGCCACUUCCACGUCCCAGACACCGGUGUGAAAGACAACAUCUAUAGGAAACCCCCCAUCUACAAGCAGCAUGCCUCGAGGCGCCUGGACGGGGAGGACGGAAGUUUCGACCUGGAUAACAGGAAGAAGACCAGCUGGCUGACCCUCAGCGGGGGUAUGGGCACCAGGAGUAACUCUCCGGGUCUGGACAGCCAGAGUGUGUCGCACAGCAGCGGGGCGGACAGAGACCCUCAGCAGACAGUGCCAGGAGACGACUUCUACUCACGGUUCCCCUGUUCCAGACCCGACCCUCUGCCAGGACUUGGAAGGAAUGGCCUGGACCACCGGAAUGCCAAUUUGGUCCCUGGCGAAGCAGACCCGGAUGCCAGCUGGGGCACUCGAGAAUACAAGGUCUACCCGUAUGACGCCCUCAUCGUGACAAACCGGAUUCGCGUGAAACUGCCCAGAGAUGUGGACCGGACGAGGCUGGAGAGACACUUGUCGCCGGAGGAGUUCCAGGAAGUGUUUGGGAUGAGCGUGGAGGAGUUCGACCGCCUGGCCCUCUGGAAGCGGAACGACCUGAAGAAGAAGGCCCUGCUCUUCUGACGGCUGCCCGGGCUCUGACGGCGGAACGUGCGGGCAGGGGCGGGGGUGCGGGCGCCUGCGGGAACCAAGCACAGCCCUCCUGUCGCACUGGCUCUGGCUUCUCUGU
Molecule: messenger RNA, 2162 nt
Organism: Artibeus jamaicensis (Jamaican fruit-eating bat)
Lineage: Eukaryota; Metazoa; Chordata; Mammalia; Chiroptera; Phyllostomidae
Gene: ABLIM2
Product: actin binding LIM protein family member 2
Exons: 22
Coding region: 74-2056 (660 amino acids)
Biological process (GO): lamellipodium assembly; cytoskeleton organization
Cellular component (GO): actin cytoskeleton
Molecular function (GO): actin filament binding
Source: RefSeq, a predicted model, not a curated record